CAAUCGAGAGCCGGGAGUUAAAAAAAAAAAAGAGAAAGGAAGAGGUCCGAAACUUUUUCAGAGCCUUUCUUUGCAUUCAAGAACAAAACAAACCGUAGUAGGAAAGCUUCCUAUAAAAUUGUCACAGAGUGUUCAAACAUGUGACCCGUCUCUAAGCAACGUGGUGUCGAGUUUCGCCUCGCUGGAGAAAAGAGUUACUCAAGACAUGAGCAUCAAGCCACAGGACCUCAGGGUGUAAGAGGCGAUCACCAUGGCAACGCAGUUUAGUAUUGAUGAUGCCUUUGUGUUGGAGGGAGAUGAGGAGGGAGCUGUGUCAGACGGAGAGACAGAGGGAUGGAGGGGCAGAGACAAGGACAGAGAAGCAGGCGAGAUGACAUUUGGUCCUCUAUCUUUCUCUAAACCUCAGACUCAUCCCUCUCCCGCUGCGGCCGGCUCCCCUGAACACAGUAACCUGAAGUAUCAGAAUCUGGAAAAUGAAGAUGCUUUAGGGAACAAUGGCAAUUCCUCUUUCAAUAACUUCUUCAAAAUCAGUGACCCAGCAACUCUGUCUUACUGCAGCUCUCAGUGGUCCUUCAGCACCUUGAGUUCUGUCACGCAGCUUUCUGCACACUGCUGCGGGUGGGUGUCCCAUCCGCUGGUGAAGAAAAACAGAAGAGUUGUUCUGGCUUCAUUCCUUCUCCUCAUCACUGGAGUUGCUCUUAUUUUCACAGGUGUUGUCAUACAGCUGAAUCCAAAUGCAGGGGUUUCGAGUGCUAUUUUCUUUGUUCCCGGAUUUCUUCUGUUCAUCCCUGGAGUGUACCAUGUGAUAUACAUCAGCUGUGCUGUCCGCGGAAGAAGAGGCUUCAAAUUGUUCUACUUACCUUAUUUUGAAAAAUGACAUUUUAUGACACACUACAUUUCUCUAUUUGUUAUCUUAAAAUGAAUUGUAUUUUGUCACUUGUAACAAAAAUAUAUUGUCACGUUUCACAUUCUUUUUUCUUGUCAUUGUAAUGACCACUACUAAUUUAACCACUCAGUACCUUGAGUAUGUUUCCACUACAUGAACUGACAUUGUUGUACGUGUACAUGAAAAAGAAGGAGAUUGGUCUUGCCUGUGUUUUCUAUGUGUGAAUAAUGACUGUGAAAUUACAAUAAAACUUUUGUAUAUUUUA
Seriola aureovittata is the source of this 1151-nucleotide messenger RNA. It is a transcript of the gene tmem134, whose product is annotated as transmembrane protein 134. The transcript is spliced from 8 exons. The coding region runs from base 251 to 877 and encodes 208 amino acids. NCBI's taxonomy places the organism in Eukaryota, Metazoa, Chordata, Actinopteri, Carangiformes, Carangidae. The record is from RefSeq and is a predicted model, not a curated record.